Photinus pyralis (common eastern firefly) is the source of this 1551-nucleotide messenger RNA. RefSeq names its product probable DNA polymerase. NCBI's taxonomy places the organism in Eukaryota, Metazoa, Arthropoda, Insecta, Coleoptera, Lampyridae. Gene Ontology annotation, biological process: DNA replication. The transcript has a single exon. Gene Ontology annotation, molecular function: nucleotide binding; DNA-directed DNA polymerase activity; DNA binding. The coding region runs from base 1 to 1551 and encodes 516 amino acids. The record is from RefSeq and is a predicted model, not a curated record.
AUGGGAGUGCGUCGCGAGAAGACUGAGGCGACGUCAGUACGUAUUAGGGCCGCAGGUUACAAUCUCGUGGAAAUGUGGGAGUGCGACUUCAAGACGUACCUCAUUAAUAAUCCGGAUAUAGCCGAAUUUUUGGAAAACCACAACGUGGUAAAAAAUGAGCCCCUAAACCCCCGAGACGGUUUCUUUGGCGGACGUACGAAUGCCGUCAAGUUGUAUCACAAGACCGAAGGCGAUGAAGUGAUAAGGUACUUGGACGUCUGCUCCCUGUACCCCUACGUCAACAAGUACGCAAAAUACCCUGUAGGCCACCCGCGCGUACUUGUAACCCCCGAAGAACUUCGCACCGUCAAUCUUAAUUCCGUGGAAGGCAUAAUGAAGUGCACGGUUCUGCCGCCCCAACACCUCUACCACCCCGUGCUUCCAUACCGUUGCCACGGCAAGCUCAUGUUUCCGCUAUGCCGCACAUGUUGCGAAACGAUGGAGCAGGAUGAGUGUGAGCACUCUGAAGAAGAACGGAGGUUCAGUGGCACAUACGUAGCCGAUGAACUCCGUAAAGCCAUUUCCUUGGGGUACGUAGUGGAGGACAUACAAGAAGUAUGGGAGUACCGUACCACCAAGUACGAUAAGGCUACAAAGAGCGGGGGAUUAUUCACCGGCUACGUCGACAACUUUUUGAAGACGAAGCAAGAAUGCAGUGGGUGGCCAUCCUGGUGUGUUGACGAGGAGGCCUGUAUGCAGUACCUAGCCGACUACAUGGAGCACGAGGGGAUCCAACUCGACCGGUCCAAGAUUGCGGUGAACGCAGGGCUUCGCUACAUUGCCAAACUUUUCCUCAAUUCGUUUUGGGGAAAGUUUGGACAGCGCGACAAUCUGACGAAAACCGCAAUUGUCUCAGAGCCUGAGCAGUUUUUCCAAAUGCUCACUGACCCGGCCGUGGAACUCAACUCGAUCAUUCCCGUGAACGACGAGACCCUCAUCGUCAACUGGACACUCCCCGAAGAAGCCGUCGAACCCCUGAGGACCACCAAUGUGGUGUUGGCAGCUUAUACAACCGCCCAUGCCCGCCUAAAACUCUACAGCUAUCUCGAGCAGCUGGGUGAACGAGUCUUGUACUUUGACACCGAUUCAGUCAUCUUCACGGAGAACCCCGGAGAGUGGUCACCAGCUUGCGGCAACUUCUUGGGAGAUAUGACUGACGAGGUGGAAUGCUAUGGCCCCGGCAGCAGAAUAGUUGAGUUUGUGAGUGGUGGACCGAAAAACUAUGCGUUCAAGGUGUUUUCCCCAAGUACUAACAAUUAUAGUGUAGUGUGUAAGGUUAAGGGCAUCUCCCUAAAUUACAAAAAUAGUGCUGUGGUGAAUUUCGAAACAAUCAAGGACGCCGUGUUGAACAAUGCCCCAGAGACUUUUGUGGAGACUGAUCGUCGUAUAGCCAGGACUUGUACAUACGACGUCAUCUCCAAGCCUGAGAGGAAGCGCUAUCGUGUCGCGUACACAAAGCGUCGCCGCAUAGCUGUAGGCUGCGACACACUACCGUAUGGUUAUAAGAAGUAA